Messenger RNA from Cyphomyrmex costatus, 5824 nucleotides. It is a transcript of the gene rho-5, whose product is annotated as rhomboid-5. Gene Ontology annotation, molecular function: serine-type endopeptidase activity. Gene Ontology annotation, cellular component: endoplasmic reticulum membrane. Gene Ontology annotation, biological process: regulation of protein secretion; regulation of epidermal growth factor receptor signaling pathway. Bases 88 to 5667 code for a protein of 1859 amino acids. NCBI's taxonomy places the organism in Eukaryota, Metazoa, Arthropoda, Insecta, Hymenoptera, Formicidae. The transcript has 18 exons. The record is from RefSeq and is a predicted model, not a curated record.
CCUUGCCGACGACCAGCAACCCUCCCGUCCGUCACUGUCGACGAACAACAGAACAGAUGUCCUGACAGUGGGCCCCGGGCCACCAGGAUGCCGACAGACGACGACUAUGGCCGAAGAGAUCGUCUCCUGUUGCACCAGCACCCGAUCGCACAGUACGGAUCCUCGUCAUCCCCGCUUCCCGGAUCGAGCGCACCGAGUUCCAGCGGCGUGGGGACUCAGAUUGGUUCCAACAAUCUCAGUGAUUGCUUUAAGCAGCAAGUACAGCAACAAUCGUCCGACUUGCGUUCGGUCACGAGUACAGCAAGCCAAUUGGGUCAAGAGCGUCACCAAUCGGACCAACAGACCCAAAGCAACGAGCAUGUCGGGACCCGAAUGGUUGAUCGACACGAGAAAUCCGCGGAGAAGCCUACGAUUGACUUUUCUAAGUGCGGAGAAAGUCGUCCGUCGAGUUGUGAGCGCUUUGGACAUUAUCAGACUCAAAGCGAGCAUGUGGGAGGAUGGAUGGGGGUUGAGCGGCACGAGAAGACCGUGGAUAAGUCUUGUAUUGAUUACUCAAAGUGUGGAGAAGAUCGUCAGCCGAGUUGUGAACGUUUCGGACAUUAUCAGGCUCAAAACGGCGAACAAGUGGGGAGUCGGAUGGGGGGCGAGCGACACGAGAAAUCAUCUGAUAAAUUGUUGGUCGAUUUCACCAAGUGCACCGCUGACGGUCGACAGUCGAGUUGCGAACGUUUCGGGCAUUAUCAGACUUCGACGUUCGGUCAGCCCUCAUUGCAGGGACACUACGGCGGUGCACAUGCAGGUGCUGAUCGUUUCACGCGAUUCAAUGACGUCAGCACGUUGCACGGUGAGCAACGGGUCUCGAACGAUCGUUACUCGGUUUGCAACCCGGAGUUGCGUUUUGACACGACGGGCACGAGCGGGUCCAACGAGUAUGCGAACGCGAAUGCACUCACGGGUAAUUUCGUUUCCGAAACGUUCCCAUCGCCACCAUCUCCAGCACCGGCUAAUGACCGCUUUGUCCCACCACCGCCACUGUCGCCCAGUCCAAGCGAGAAGUAUGCCUCGAGCCAGAGCUUGGCUGGUUACUCUUCUGUUGAUCGCAUUUUGCCCUCCAAUUCUCCGGGGCCCAAGUAUGGUGCCGACAGUGCCGCUUCAGCAUCGUCGAUGCCCGCCAAGGAGCGCUUUGCUUCCGCCGAACGGUUGCUGGCCAAUCAGCAGUCAGAUACAGGCGACGCUAAGGAUCAACAACGUUACGCUGGACCAUCUGAUCGCCUGCUUUCGGGAUCCUCUCCGAUCCUGGGAGGACUUCAAGCUGGACUCCAGGGCAGCACGGUCUACGCCAAAGAUACUCGCUACGCCACCAUUUCCGCUGAUAGGAUAUUAUCCUCAUCACCGAUACACGCACCGGUGCCUGAAAGAUUCGUUGACAAGUCGGAAAGGUAUUUGGGUGAAUCGCCCAUUCACGAUAGGUAUCCACGACAGGAUCCACCAGCACAUCACGAGCGGUAUUCGGCGAUGGCGACGCCCACUGAGAGGUUCCUUUCGAAUUCGCCUAAUCCUGAGAGCGCGCAUCAGCGCUAUUCAUCGUCAGACCGCUCAUCGCUUCAAACUUCCUCAAGUAAUACCGAGCAAAACCGACGCCUUUAUACCGACAGAGGAGUCGAGACGGUUUGCCAGAAGUAUACUGAUCGGUCCAUCGGCUCACCAGCGUCCGCUGACUUCGGACGAUACUCAGGUUUCUCCGAAGUCGGCAGUCAGACACGAUACGUGUCCAGCAACGAUCGCUUUAACGAUCUCGCUCUACAGCGUUGCAGUCAAUCGCGAUCGAUCGAUAGGUUUUCCAGCGAUCGGUACCUCGCUGGAUCGUCACCCGCACACGACGGCAGACUAUCCAGUGCCGAGACGCCGCGCUACAUCGUCUCUUCUACUGAACGUCUGUUGGCGCCGACAUCUUCCUCAUCGUCCUCCUCAUCAGAGACUGAUAAAUAUCAUUCACCCUAUACAACGACCACCAGCACUCAAUCUUCGGCCUCCAAUGAGCGUUUUGCGUCAAUUUCGCCAACGUCGGAAGCGUCAUCGAACGUCCACCGCAGCGGCAAUGGCGGUUAUCAGAACACAAAGAGUACCAUCGACAAGUAUUUGGUCUCAAAAUCGGUUCAAAGCAACUAUGAUCGCUACUCGGUCGGCAGUCAGAAUGAUCACCAGUUCGGCCAAGAUCGAUAUUUUACUACCAGCAAUAGUGGUGACCGAUUUCAGACUUCUCCCGGAACAGACCGUUUUCACACUCCUACUGAUCGCUAUUCGCCAGCACGCAGCGUCACGGAUAAGUACCUGUCCUUACCGAAGCCUAAGGAUAGGUUCACCGGUCGCAUAACACCUAUAUCUUGCGCCACCGCCGUCGCGACGUCUUCCACUGAUCGCACGUACGGCUCGUCCAACGUUAGCUACGUACCCCCAACUGCGCACACCCCAGUUGAACGAUACGUGCCUCAACCGCCUCCCGAAGUGCUCUAUCCGGAUAGGUAUGUGGAUAGAUAUGUGCCACCCGCAGCGCAUACGCCAACCGAUCGAUAUGUACCCACGAGCGAUCCAGGGGAUCCAUACAUGCGUCGCGACCUUGGCUUUCAUCAUCAUUAUCGGCUACCGCCGCCUACUGGUUACCCGUAUCAAACACAUUUCCGAUUCCGUGGAUUUGCAUACACAACGUCCAGCCGGCUGGGCGGCAGUCCUGGGUCCAGCAGCUCCAGCAGCACGACAUCUAAUCAGCGCGAGACGUUUGCCACGUCGCCAUUGCUGAGACCCAAAGUGCGUCCUUCCGCAGUCGAAUUUGGUGCGGCUACAGGCGCCGCCACCGUCUGCUGCGGAGACGUAUCCAACAACGGUAGAGCCUGCUGCCAGAUGAGGAGAUCUUUGCCUCCUGGAACUCUACCAGCCAUACCAACGCAGACUUCUUCAUGGCAACCAUCACCGAGUUCCGGCACGACUGGCACCUCGACGGUAUCGUCGACGACUGGCGAAGGGGACAUAGCACAGAGUAUCGGAAUGUAUCCAGUGAGCGUCGCGACGUCGUCAGCUGUGACAACGGCGACGCCGGUAACGACAGCGUCGGCGAUCGUGCCGCUGACCACCUCCGGCCUCGCCGCUGUAAGUUCUGGCAUCGCCAGGAGCGUUUCCGCGCCGAGCGCACCGCGGCCGGUCAUCCAGAUUAGUAGCUCUUCGGUGAGUGCUUCGGCAACGCAACGGCCAAAGUUGAAAAGAAAUCAAAGCCGCACCGAGGCCAUUCGGAACUAUAUUAAACGCGAGACAGCGCAGUUCUUCGGGGUCGAUGAGGAAUCGGAAGCCGCGGAGAAGCAGAGAUGGCUGGAUCGACGACGACGUAUGGCGUCGCGGAAGUACGGCGCUCUGGUACCGGAACACAGACCGCCGGAUCCGGACAUCACUCGGGACGUACCGGACACUACCGAGACACCGGAAGGUGUUACUCUCAGACGAUGGCAGCAACCAGUACGGAGGAAAGAUUCUGUAGCGAGGAUGACGCUGUCAGGUCUUCAUUACAUCGUCGAGUCGUUGAGAAGGCAGCGUCCUCGCGAGCGCUCGCAAUCACGUCCGGAAUCACGCAGCUUCCCGCCGAGCACGAUUGCGUAUCUGUCGAGGACAGAUCCCGAGGACAGGCCAGACAGCGGCCAGGACGAAGACGAGUCCUUCUUCGAGAGGCCCCCGCCGCCACCGCCGCCCCUUCCGCUUCCGCCGUUAUCUCAACAAUCGCAGACGCAAAUCGAUCAAGCUUCCAGCGGACUGGUCAAAGAUGAAGAGGUCGGCGUGAAAAUAAUGAAUAUUCUCGACUCUACGCAGGAUCGCGAGGGGAUUAGUACCGAAGAGUUAGUUGGGUUUGCACAGCAAAAGAGUGACAGGACGACGGUCGAUGGACAAGUCAGGCGACCCCGUUCGAUCACGAGGGACCACUAUAUUUCGAGAAAAACAAGUUGGAGCAGGUCGAAGUACGACGCGCCUCCGGCGGAAAGUACAAGGGUGCCGCAAGAGGAGGGGGUGACUCUUCGUAACCGAGAGAUAGCUGGGGCCACAAGGAUCUCCCGUAGCACGAUCGAUCGUGUCUUCGACAACAGUAAUCGACGACGAUACGGGAUGGGUAUUGUCGGUCGCUUCUUUGGGCGAUCUUUUCGAAAAAGCGUUGCGCACAAACCAAACAUAAAGAAACAGUUAGACAAUUUCGAGGAUCAUCGACCGUAUUUCACGUACUGGAUCACUACUGUGCAAGUAUUGAUUCUGAUAAUAUCGCUGGCGUGUUACGGAUUUGGUCCUGUCGGGAUGGAUCUCGACCAUCGAUCGGGAUUGGUUCUUGUAACGAGUCUGUCGUUACAACAAGUCGACUAUCAGGAACCCGCGAACUUCUGGCUGGGGCCUAGGGCAGCAGAUCUCAUUCAUCUUGGUGCCAAGUUCGCACCGUGUAUGCGUCGUGAUAUCAAGAUCCUAAAAGAGAUCGAUGUAUGGCGGGAAAGAGAACGGGAUACUGCUUGUUGCAUCAGAAAUGACGAUUCCGGCUGCGUUCAAUCCAGCAAAGCAGAUUGUUCUAACACAAUAUCGACCUGGAAGAAGUGGGGACCUGGAGACAGUGGGCCUGGCGGUCGAAUCAGUGGAUCAGUUUGUGGACUGGACCCUAAGUUUUGCGAUGCCCCGGCAAGCAUCGCACCUUACGAGUGGCCAGAUGACAUUACCAAGUGGCCAAUUUGUCGGAAAACUAAUCCCUUUAACCAACGCUUCAGUAAAAACGCAGGUCAACGGAGCAGCAACGCCAAUUUUCCGAUUGGUCGUUACAAGGAUAAGAUGGCGGAGCACAUGGUGUGCGAAGUAAUUGGCCACCCGUGUUGUAUCGGGAUUCACGGGAUGUGUCGGAUUACCACGAAGGAAUAUUGCGAUUUUGUCCACGGUUACUUUCACGAGGAAGCGUCUCUGUGCUCCCAGGUGGAAUGUUUGCACGAUGUCUGCGGAAUGAUACCGUUUCUGCAUCCAGAAUGGCCAGACCAGUUCUACAGACUCUUUACCACCAUUUUUCUUCAUGCCGGAAUCGUCCAUUUGAUAAUUACGUUGCUGAUCCAAUAUUUUCUGAUGAGAGAUUUGGAAAAACUGACAGGCUCGUUGCGCAUCGCUUUGAUCUACUUUAUUGGUGCUCUUGCUGGGAAUUUGGCCAGUGCAAUAUUUGUCCCUUACAGGGCAGAGGUUGGUCCAGCCGGCGCACAUUUCGCUCUACUUGCCACGUUGGUAGUCGAAGUGCUGCAUUGCUGGCCGAUGCUAAAGCACCCGCGUCGCGCACUGUCUAAGCUAAUCCUGAUUCUGUUGGGACUGUUGACGCUGGGUAUUCUGCCAUGGAUAGAUAAUUACGCGCAUCUAUUUGGCUUCAUCUUUGGCUUUUUAGCGGCCUACGCACUGAUGCCCUUUAUCUCGUUUGGUCAUUAUGACCGUAGACGGAAGAUCUUACUGAUUUGGGUCUGCAUGAUUCUGAUUGUGGGCCUGUUCGCCUUGUUACUCGCCCUCUUUUACAACGUACCGGUGUACGAGUGUGAGGUGUGCAAACUGUUCAAUUGCGUGCCGUUCACCCGCGACUUUUGCGCAUCCCAGAACAUCAAUUUCAAACGAGAGGAGCCAGUAUGACAUACGGAGCCGCGGUUCACAGUCGAGCGCGAAUUUGUUCCGCUCGGCUCCCGACUUUACGCUCCUCAUCGUACACAUCACUACAAUAUUAUGCCAUUACCAUUCGCCGCGCUCGUUCUCACGACGCUCUUCGUAGACUCCCAAAGACGCGACUGAA